This is a messenger RNA of Helobdella robusta, 621 nucleotides long. RefSeq lists its product as hypothetical. Lineage: Eukaryota; Metazoa; Annelida; Clitellata; Rhynchobdellida; Glossiphoniidae. The transcript has 2 exons. The record is from RefSeq and is a predicted model, not a curated record. The annotation marks the transcript as partial.
CCAGGUAAACCAUUUAAUCCUGGAGAGCCCGUAUCACCAGAAAAUCCUAACAAACCUGGCAAACCAGUAGAACCAGGUGCUCCAGCAAAACCUGUAGAGCCUUGGAUGCCUGGAUUACCCUUGGAACCAGUAGAACCUCGAAGACCAAGGCUUCCAGUAAAACCAGGUUCACCACGGGGACCAGGUAAGCCAACAUUACCGACCUGCCCAGGUUGUCCAGAAAUUCCAGUAUCUCCUAUUCCACCUGCUGGCCCAGGUAAUCCAGAUAAUCCAUUUGAUCCGGGUUGUCCAUUAUAUCCAGUGUCACCUCUUGAACCAGGAAUUCCAGGUGAGCCUGUAAAACCAAUGCUACCUGGUGAACCUGAUAAACCUGGAUUGCCUGUGAAACCAUUAUCGCCAACAACUCCAGGAUUUCCAAUAACACCAGCAGCUCCUAUAAAUGAUCAAACAACUUUUGCUUUUUAUGAUAAUUUUGAAAAGAGCAAAAAACAAUACAAACCUGGAUUUCCCGGUAAACCAUUUUGCCCUGUAAUUCCAGGUGAUCCUUUAGAACCUAUUGGGCCUAUUGACCCAGGCAAUCCAGGUGUACCUGGAGAACCUGAACUACCAACUGCACCUUGA